Mesorhabditis belari is the source of this 276-nucleotide messenger RNA. The record is from the annotation of a GenBank genome assembly. Lineage: Eukaryota; Metazoa; Nematoda; Chromadorea; Rhabditida; Rhabditidae.
AUGGCGCGAAGGGAAACGUCUCGAAAGGGCACUGCAAAGGGAAAGAGAAGCAGCCCAACGCGAGACCUCAUCCGGGCACUUGAAUCAUGUGAGCGUUAUUCGAGCACCGAGACGAGAACAACCGAGAACGGUUGGAGUGCUGGAUAUCAAUCAUCGGAGUGGCUAUCGGCGAUCGCAGGCUUGCAGCAUAUCCCAUGUUGCUGGCCUUUUCUUGCCAUCUGGCUAGUUCAUUACGCUUGUCAUAAUGAUGAUACUGGAGGGACGUGUCGAUUCUUU